UCGCGUUUUCAUCGUACGAGGUGUUCGUGGUCAAUCUAGAGUCGGAUAAUGUCAAGCUUGUCGAUGCGAGCCGGGUAAAUAAAAGAGCAAGGUACAUAGUACAAACUCUUUGUCAUGCCGCUUUUUUUCGGCACGAUGAGUAACGUGCAGUUGCGCAAUACUUUUUCACGAUAGAGAGUCGUGUCUCGUUCUAUCGUCGCGAAACAUCGUUACUCUCGCAAUAUCAAUCAGCACCAUGGCAUGGCUCGGUACAAUCGCGAACAAUGUGUUGCGAAAUAUCGUCUUCUCGGAUGUGCCGCCGAAUGUCGUUCAGGAAGUUCGACCGGAACAAUACACUAAUCGACGUAUACAUUCUCGCGAGGAUGGCAUCGUUCUCUACGGGCCUGGCGAAAUUAAAAAUCAAGACAAAUAUGAGAUUGUGUUACACAGACCCUGCACGGAGACCUUACACCAGGCGUACAGUUUGUUCCGUUCGGAAACUUUGGAAGGAGCAGAAGCACGAUUCUUAAUAUACAAAGACAAAGUUCCUGUACUUGUACAAAUAGUACGCGAGAUGUGCAAUGUUGGAAAAAUUCAAAAGCUUUGUGACACUUUGGUGGAACAUCCGACUUGGACUCUGGCGCAUCUAGCGGCCUACUUCGCGCUUCACGAUGCUUUUAUGCAUGCCAUUGUCAAUAGUCAACUCAACAGCGGUGAUUUGGAGACUGGAAUUUCGCCCUUACAAGUCGCCGUGCAAACCAACAACUUGCGCACCGUCGAGAUGCUAAUAGCGGCGAAAAGCUCGCUAGAGCAUCUAGAUCACAAUGCGAAUACGGUCUACCAUUACGCUGCUACGUCCACUAAAGAGAUCAUUCUCGCUCUGGGUUCGGGUCUUCCAAAUAGUCUAAAUAGUCGUAACAGCAACGGUCAUACUCCCAUCCAUGUCGCGUGUCAGAAUGAUAAGCCUGAAUGUGUCAAAGCACUUUUAUUAAUCGGCGCCGACGUGAAUAUACCUGCUACUGAAGGUCAGCCUUCCAGUCCCGGUUACGUCGGUGAUUUUUUGCACAACAAGCCGAAUGUGCUCCACGCAGAGGACAUGAAGUUUGGUGGCACGCCAUUACAUUGGUCGCGCAGCCGGGAAGUAAUCACGGCGUUGAUCGAGACCAACUGCGACAUCGAUGCACUCAACUUUGAAGGGCGCACUGCGUUACACGUGAUGGUGAUGCGCAAACGAUUGCCUUGCGUGGUCGCCUUGUUGAGCCAUAUGGCGUCCGUUAACAUUGUCGACAACGAUGGUAACACACCGUUACAUCUUGCCGUCGAGGCGGAAACUCCGGCUAUUGUACAGACGCUCAUUGGUUUUGGCGCUGAUAUCGACGCGCGGAAUUGGAAGUCGGAAACACCCAGGCACAAAGCAAACGUCGAUACUACUGAGGGCAAUAAAAUAAUCUAUCUACUGCACGCGGUGGGCGCAGAAAGAUGCCCGCAGGAGAUGACAGGCUGCCAUCUCGGUUGCAAACACGACGAAAAUUAUACUGGCGUCGCACCAUCGGAACCGCCGCACUAUGUACCGCGCACAAUUCUGGAUCAGAUGCUUCAUGUAUCGAGCAUGGAAAAGAUGGCCGAGCAUGGACGCGAUAAGCGAAUCAAAGGCGGCAGGCUGCUCUGUCUCGACGGCGGUGGUAUUCGUGGACUGGUUCUCAUACAGACGCUGCUGGAGAUCGAAUCAGUGCUUCACAAACCGGUAAUACAUUGCUUCGACUGGAUCGCUGGCACUUCCACUGGUGGUAUUCUAGCGCUCGGCCUCGCCGCGGGCAAAUCCUUACGGGAAUGCCAAGCACUCUACUUCCGUAUCAAGGAAGAUGCCUUCGUAGGCUCGCGACCCUACAAUAGCGAAGGCCUUGAGAGGGUGCUGAAAGAGUGCCUUGGUACAUAUACAGUUAUGGCAGACAUUAAGAAACCAAAGAUAAUGAUCACGGGCGUGCUAGCCGAUCGGAAACCUGUGGAUCUUCAUUUAUUCCGUAACUACGAGUCGCCCAGUGCCUUGUUGAAAGUGCCAGAGAAUAUGAUGUUUAAAUCGACGUUGCCUCCGCGGGAACAACUUCUUUGGAAGGCGGCGAGAGCGACCGGCGCGGCGCCGUCAUAUUUUCGUGCGUUCGGUCGAUUUCUGGACGGCGGUUUGAUCGCUAAUAAUCCCACUUUGGACGCCAUGACGGAGAUUCAUGAAUACAAUCUGGCACUGAAGGCCAUCGAUCGCGGGAAAGAGGCGAAACCACUGUCGUUGGUGGUCUCCAUUGGCACAGGCCUUAUGCCGACUGCCGCUGCGCUGAACGAAAUCGAUGUUUUUCGACCUGAGAGUCUCUGGGAUACCGCCAAGCUUGCGUUUGGUAUCUCAGCGCUGGGAACGUUAUUGGUCGAUCAAGCGACGGCCAGUGAUGGCCGGGUAGUCGAUCGCGCUCGUACUUGGUGUUCUAUGAUCGGCGUACCAUAUUACAGAUUCAAUCCGCAAUUGACGGCGGAUGUCGCCAUGGACGAGAAGAGCGACGAGAUUCUGGCGCACAUGAUUUGGACCGCAAAGGCGUUUAUGUAUGCGAAUCGAGAUCAAGUAAAGGAACUGGCAGCUAUCAUCGAUCGCGAUAGCAAUUUGGACAAUGAUUAAAAAAUGCAUUAUCGCGCCUCGCAAUGGAACAGUACCUGGUUGCAGAAAUAGUCUCGAAGAAUAUAAAUGUGUUACAUAUUGAGUCGCAAAACAAGAAGAUAAUAGAUCUGAUUUAUUUGCAUUGUCACAGAGUUUACAAAGAAGAAUAAAUAAAAAAAGAAAUUACAAAGCAAUCGGAUAUAUAUCUUAUUUCAUAGAAUAAGUUUAUCAAUUUUGUCUCAUUAAGUACAACACAC
Molecule: messenger RNA, 2874 nt
Organism: Cataglyphis hispanica
Lineage: Eukaryota; Metazoa; Arthropoda; Insecta; Hymenoptera; Formicidae
Gene: iPLA2-VIA
Product: 85/88 kDa calcium-independent phospholipase A2
Exons: 4
Coding region: 236-2638 (800 amino acids)
Biological process (GO): positive regulation of ceramide biosynthetic process; lipid metabolic process
Cellular component (GO): mitochondrion
Molecular function (GO): protein binding
Source: RefSeq, a predicted model, not a curated record